GCCAAGCUCACCCGGCAACCCGGCAAACAAACUCAACCGAAACUCAAAUACACAUAUAUUCGUUUCUUUUCUUCAGUCCAGAAAAGCAUAUAAGUUUUUCAGACCUACCAGGAAUAUAAAAUAACCUCCAACCUAUUGGUAAAAUACGGCAAGAUGACGCUCAAAAUCGGAAUAUGCACCAAGCAGGACCUCGACGAGGCAAUGAAGGUGCAGAAGCGCGAGCAGUAUGAGGAGGAACGCAAGCGGCGCAUCUUCAAUGCCAAACAACGUCUCUAUGGGCUCGAUAUAGACAUGCUGGAACGCCAGAUACUGGAGAAGAAGAAACAAAAGAGCAUGCAGCUGGAGUGCGACAAACGGUUCGAGGACCAGGAGCAAUUGCAGAAGCGCUUAAUCUCCGCCCAGGCCAAGGAGCUGGAGAAGAAACAGCGUGUGGCGGACUCGGAUCUCAACUACUAUCGCUGUCGGUAUCAGCGAAUGGAGCAGCGUCGCGAAUUCGACUUGAAUGAUCCAAACUAUCUGAAGAAGGCGCGUCCAACUCGCGUCGCCGACGAUGACAUCACUCUGGGCGUUUCUAGUGCACAGAUUUUCCACGGCGAGGAUCUCUACAAUUCGGAUCGAAAGGUGCGGCAGCGGGAUCAGCAGCGUGCCUGGCUGGAUCAGCAGGUUCAGGAGCGGAAGCGGGCUGAAGAUGCGCGCAAGACGGCCGACAACAUGCUGAUGGAGAACCUCGGCUGCCGAGACAAGCAUCUGGAGGAGAUGGCCAAGUCAGAUCACCUGAUGCGCAACCAGGUGAUCCAGCAAGUGCGCCAGUUCAACAUGAAUAUGGCCAAGCAGAAGCAAUUGGAUCGCGAGCGGGAGAAGCGCGAGAAAUACGAGGACGACAUGGCUGAGAUCUACAACAUGCUCUCGAGCGACAUGCUCACCGAGAAUCCGGAUGUGGCCCAAUCACGCACCGAUCCGAACAAGAAGAUUGCCUUCAUGUAUCGCGGCAUGACGCCCGAGGAGCUGCGUGUCUUCCGCUUGGGUCAGGAACAGCAGCUCACUUUGGCCACUCAACGCAAGACCGAGGCCCAGAUGAUGGACAAGCAGUGGGAGCAGUAUGCCAUAAAUAUGGAUCGCACUUUGGUCCUUGGUCAUAUCGAGGACGAGCGACGACGCAAGGCCCAGUUCGAUGAGCUGAUGCGAGCCAAUGCCAAAUUGGCCGUGGAACAGGAUCAGCAGCGUAAGGAUGCCCUGGCGGCCUUGAGCAAUGCCGUUUCGGAUGAAUUUUAUGAUCAGUUUAACAAGAACUCACGUUAGUUAGUAUCUUUUAAAGCAAGAAAAUGCAAUAUUAGAGAAAAUUCUAUUUGAACUGGAUCGGUGGGUGACCUGGACGCGAUUGGGAAACGGCCUCAACAGCAGUUUAACCAAACUCAGUAUGUGAGGCAAUUUCUCAUGCGUGUCGAGGACACUUUAGAAAUUCCACGGGGUUUUGUUUUAAGACCAUUUCAAUAUAAAUUUCAAUGUUUACAAUUGGUAAAUCCAAAUUAAUAAACCAAAGCAGCUUAAA
Drosophila serrata is the source of this 1549-nucleotide messenger RNA. Its product is annotated as RIB43A-like with coiled-coils protein 2. The record is from RefSeq and is a predicted model, not a curated record. NCBI's taxonomy places the organism in Eukaryota, Metazoa, Arthropoda, Insecta, Diptera, Drosophilidae.